GCAGACAACAUAGGAGGAUGUGCGCCAGUUAACUCCGUGUCAGAGUUUAUUCGUAGAGUUUAAUGUUUUUGUUCGGAGUCGUUUGAUUUGUUUAUCCGUAAUUGUACUUAUUUUUUCAAUAUCUUUACACAUCUUUACAAAGCGCCUCCUCAAACCGAUGUCCCAGCGGGGGUCGGAGGAGCCGCGGGGCUACGAGGUGCACCUCACUGUGUUCCACGGCUCCUCGCCCGCCGACGUGUCCCACGCCGGCCAGCUGUGGGGCUCCGUGGCGCUCCUCCCGCCGCUCGAGUCGCGCCUCAUCUCCGCAGACAUCAGCCAGCGGCUCCCGGUGGCCCGGAACUCCGGGAGCAAAACCUCCGCCGGGCCCGGGGCGACCCGUCCCGGGUCGCAGAGGAGAGGAGGAGUAGGAGGGCGGGAGGAGGACGAGGAGGAGGUGGAGGAGCGGAGGAGGAGGUCCGAGGCCAUGGCCGUGCGGAAAGAGGAGAUCUUGGGGUUGUUGUGGAGCCAGAGGGAGCGGAGGCUGAGGAGAGAGGAGGUUGGGAGGCCCGGGCUCAGGAACCAGGAGGCCCUGACCCCGCCCGGGCCUCGCGGGGCGGCGGCGGACAGGGAGGCGGUUCAGCUCCUCGAGUGACCGCUCCACACACACACACACACACACACACACACACACACACACACACACACACACACACACACACACACACACACACACACACACACACACACACACACACACACACACACACACACACACACACACACACACACACACACACACACACACACACACACACACACACACACACACACACACACACACACACUGCAAAGCUUGGUUUCAUUACAUCGUAUUUGUUCGGCCUAAUGUAGCCUGUGUUUACUGUCAGGGUCGGCCUGAAUUCAGACCCUUCAGACUUUAUAAUACAGAAGCCUGUAUUUACAGCUCUGUAUCGUUCAGGUUAUCAGCGGCUUCAUGGAAAUGAUGAGCACUGUCUUUAACAAGCCUAGCUUGUUAGAGCACGGUCCCUUACAAGCUAUGCUUGUUAGCCGGAGUUAAUAAACAACAUAUCUUCAACAUGA
Gadus macrocephalus (Pacific cod) is the source of this 1080-nucleotide messenger RNA. It is a transcript of the gene hoatz, whose product is annotated as HOATZ cilia and flagella associated protein. The record is from RefSeq and is a predicted model, not a curated record. The coding region runs from base 158 to 631 and encodes 157 amino acids. The transcript has a single exon. Gene Ontology annotation, biological process: cilium assembly. NCBI's taxonomy places the organism in Eukaryota, Metazoa, Chordata, Actinopteri, Gadiformes, Gadidae.